Messenger RNA from Dentiscutata heterogama, 164 nucleotides. The record is from the annotation of a GenBank genome assembly. Lineage: Eukaryota; Fungi; Glomeromycota; Glomeromycetes; Diversisporales; Gigasporaceae.
AUGAUGCGAUUCGGCAAAUGGAUGAUAUGAUUCAGCAAAAAGAUGAUGUGAUUCGGCAAAAGGACGAUAAAAUUCGGCAAAAAAACGAAGAAAUUAAGAAAAAAGAAGAAAUGAUUUGCACUAUUUAUGAAAUGUGUAAGAAAUAUAAUAAAGAUGCUUUCUAG